AUGGACAAAAGUAUGAUAGAUGCAGCAGCUGGAGGAGCUUUAGUGAACAAAACUCCAGAACAAGCACGGGAGCUAAUUUCGAAUAUGGCUGAAAAUUCACAGCAAUUUGGAAGUAGAGCACUUACUACUAGAAGAGUUGGUGAAGUUCAAAUGGUUUCUAAUGAACAAAAGGAGAUAAGGAAUUCAUUGAUGGAAUUGACAACCUUGGUGAAACAAUUAUCCUUGAACAAUGCUACUCAACCUUUUGUUGUUCCAAAUAUGCAAUUUCCAUGUAAACAAAGCAUAGUUUGUAGCAUUUGUUCGAGUCAAGAUCACCUUUCAGAACUUUGUCCAAAUCUCCAUCAAGAUGAAUCUUUGGCAGCAUUCUCUAGAGCCCAGUUCCAACAAAAACAUGACCCCAUUUCAGCCACACUUCCAGCAAUUUCCAGCAACCUCAGCAAGGUUUCCAGCAGCAUAAUCAGAAUUUCCAGCAAGGUUUUCAGCAUCAUUACCAACCUGCAAAUCAAUAUCAGCAAUCGUAUCAACCUUAUCAGCAAUUUGAAUCAGAAUCAGCAUUAUCAAUCUCAAAAUCAGAAUUUCCAGCAAGCAAUUCCAGCACUUCCAGCACCUACAAGGUUGAGUUUAACUCAAGGAGGUUCCAAUAAUGCUUCAAAUUCAGAUCCACAACAAGCUAGAUUGGAGGAAUUGAUGCAGCAAAUUCUUCUGCAAAAUCAGAACCAGCAAAGAACAGAUUCUGCUCUUCAAAACUUAGAGAGGCAGAUUGGACAAUUAGCUUCCAGCAUUAAUCAAAUUCAAGCUCAGGGAUCUGGUCAAUUGCCUUCACAAACGACUCCUAAUCCUAAAGGAAACGUUAGUGCAUUGACUUUGAGAAGUGGGAGAAAAGUUUCAGAUAUUUCCAGAGAAGGGGAUGUUGCUAAAAAUUUUCCAAAAAUGCAGCAAUUCAAUUUCAGCAGUGAAGAAAUUCCAGAAGUUCGGAAUGUGCCAAUGUCGAGUUCCACUCAAAUUCAUAAGGAUCCUUUGGAUUUGGAGCAUGAACAAGGAAGAAAUAGUUGCAUUCCGGAAAUUUCCAGCAAGUUUUCUCCAGAUGAGCAGUUUCCAGCAGCAGCAACUCCAGAAAGUAGCAAAUCUGGAAAUGCAGGAUUUCAGAAUUCAGAGCCGAGCAUUCCAUUGCCUUUCCCUCAACGCAAAGUUCAACCAAGGAAGAAUGUAGAGGAGGAGAAAGCAAAGGAGUUCCAAGAGCUUGUGGAUUUAUUUAGCAAGGUGGAAGUAAAUGUUCCUUUACUCACAAUGAUCAAGCAAAUUCCAAAAUAUGCAAAAUUUUUGAAGGAUCUUUGUGUGCACAAGAAGAAAUUGAAGGGGAAUGAGUUGAUUAGCAUGGGAAAAAAUGUAUCUGCACUUCUUCAACCAGUUCCUCAUAAAUGUGAAGAUCCUGGUGUGUUUACAAUCCCUUGUGAGAUUGGAAGUAGUCUUUUUAAGGAUGCCAUGCUAGAUUUGGGAGCUUCAAUUAAUGUGAUGCCAAAAUCAAUUUUUUAG
Molecule: messenger RNA, 1533 nt
Organism: Zingiber officinale
Lineage: Eukaryota; Viridiplantae; Streptophyta; Magnoliopsida; Zingiberales; Zingiberaceae
Exons: 2
Coding region: 1-1533 (510 amino acids)
Source: RefSeq, a predicted model, not a curated record